Messenger RNA from Ustilago hordei, 549 nucleotides. RefSeq lists its product as uncharacterized. The transcript has a single exon. The coding region runs from base 1 to 549 and encodes 182 amino acids. Lineage: Eukaryota; Fungi; Basidiomycota; Ustilaginomycetes; Ustilaginales; Ustilaginaceae. The record is from RefSeq and is a predicted model, not a curated record.
AUGUCUAUACCAGACCAAGCCCUAAUCCUGCCCAUCUCCGAUCUCUCCCUUAACCGAGAAGAAAACACAAAACUUCGUCUAGCUGGCACCAUUACCGGUAUCAACCCUUCAAAUUCCUCUCUCAUCGUCCUAUCCGAUCCACACCCAGCGCCUACCUCCACCGCAUCUUCUGUUCUGGUGGAUCUCUCGCUGUGUAUCAGCAACAACAGUUGGAGAAGGAGGAGUGAUGCCAAGUUGCCUGAGUUGAAGUCUAAGUUGAUGGUUAUUGGUCAUUUGACUAGACGAGCUGUUCGAGUUGACCUGGAAUGGUUGACAAAGCCGAACAAGAGAGAUCUGGGAGAAGUGCAGCGAAAGGAUUCGGUUGGAGAAGGGAAGCAGUGCGUUCCCAACGGAUAUUUUGUGUUGGAGGCGAUUCUGUGUAAGCCUCUGGACGAAAGCUUUCAUUUGGCGCUGUGGAAUCACGCCGCUCGGCUUCGAAGUCAGAACGAAUGGUCUCACUACUAUGAUCAACACACUCGAAGUAAGGGCAAACGAAAAGCGGACACCUAA